AUGGAGAAUAUUGGCUUUUUCAUCGAUGGCGAGAUCGAUGCCGAUACGGUGCUCCAAGUAAUGGCACCCAUCGCCGGCUUGAAUACGGUAAAGGCGGCACAGGCCAAAUGCGAUUCUAAAAGAUUAAUAGACAAAUGUGAUUUUGCCAACCUGUUAGCCAAGUGCUACGAGGAAAACGAAGCACGGUCUGUCUCUGUGUCGCUGAACAUGUCCCUGACGCGCAGCGUUUGGGAUGAACCGAAGGUGGCAAGGCAGCAAUCGAAGCUCAACCAGGAGUUGCUACAGUCCUGCAUGCGGGAGACGGAGAUAUCCAUGUCGCAGUUGAAAUUCUUUCGGCUUAGCCUGCUCUUCAAUGAUAAUAGCAACUCAGAGAACGAGUUGGCCGCUGCUCCUGCCGAUGGGGAUGCAGAGCUGAAUGCCGGCAAUAAUGUGGCCGAUAUUGACUAUAGCAACACCGGCCCCUAUCUGGACAUCAAGCGAAACGAGCCACUGCAGUGCUUUGUGCGUUGCUUGUAUGAGAGUCUGGGCAUAGUGCACUACGACAUGAUGCUGGAGGAGGCCUUUAAAAUGCAAUUGGAUAAUCUAAUGCAACGUCUGAAGCCGGAGCUGAAGGAGUGCAAGAAUAUGAAUAGCCGGAAUCGCUGUGAGGCUACCUACAAGCUGCAUUUGUGCUACAAUCAUCUCAAGAAUCUGGACACCGAGCAGCGACUGCGCGAGAUGCUUGAACGUAGCGAAACUAGCAGUGAUCAGAAGGACACCGAGGAGAACGAGAACGAAAACGAGAAUGAGAACGAAAUCGGGAAUGUGGCGACUGCAACUGACAAAGCCAAUGAGAUCAUUGAUGCGAUGCAGCGCAUUAGCGACGCAACGGCAUAA
Messenger RNA from Drosophila hydei, 876 nucleotides. RefSeq lists its product as uncharacterized. Gene Ontology annotation, biological process: sensory perception of smell. Bases 1 to 876 code for a protein of 291 amino acids. The record is from RefSeq and is a predicted model, not a curated record. Gene Ontology annotation, molecular function: odorant binding. Lineage: Eukaryota; Metazoa; Arthropoda; Insecta; Diptera; Drosophilidae. The transcript has 2 exons.